UCGUUUUCUCCUUUUUGCGCUCGAAAUUUCUCAGUCUGAUUUGAAGGUAUUAGAUACCCAAAUCAACCGUUUCUUAAUCUUGUUGGCAAUGGGAUCAGAUAAUGCUGAACCUUCACGUGGGAGAAGUGUUGAGAAACGGAACCAAGAUGACUCGCCUACGAGGGAGAGGUGGAGUGGAGAGUAUGAUGAUGCGGAAAAAAAUGGCUCUGACGAGGUAUUAGUUGCUGGGAAGCAUCGUAGCAAAGAUAAGAGUAAAAGCAGUGGGCGGAGAGAGGAGAAAGAGCACAGAAGUAGAGAUCGCGAAAGGUCAAAGGCAUUUGACAGUGUGAAGGAACGGGAGAAAGAGAACAAAGAUUCUGAGAAAGAUCGUUCGUCAAAUAGAGAUAGGAGGAAGGAGGACAGGGAUGAGAAAGAAAAGGAUAGGGUCCGGGAGAAGGAUUCUGAUCGUGAGAAGCAUAGGGAAAAAGAGAGAGAUAAAGAAAGAAAGGAUCGGGUAAAGGAGAAUGAGAAGGAACGGGAGAGGGUGAAAGAGACGGAAAGAGAUGGUGAGAGAGGGCGAGAUAAAGAGAGGGGAAAAGAGAAGAGCAGAGAAAAGGAUAAAGACAAGGAGAGGGAAAGGGAUAGAGCUAAAGAUAAGGAGCGAGAAGAUCACAGAGAUAGGGACAGGGACAGGGAAAGGGAAAAUGGUAAGCAUAGAGGUAAGAAUACAGAUGAGAGAGAGAAGGGGAAGGAGAAAAAUAGAGAGAAAGAAAAGCAAGGAGAUCAAGAAAAGGAACGGGCAAGGGACAGAGAUAGAAGUAGUCGUAAACAGAAGGAUGAGAGUUAUGACAUGGUCAAGGAUACGGAGAAGGAUGGUCACUUAAGAUUGGAGAAUGAUUAUUCUCGUGAUAAUCAGUCUAAUAAGGUGCGAGUAGAUAACUCUGAUGGUGAGAACGACUCCAAAAUUCUCAAGCAGCAAGAUAGGGCUGAAAAGUCAGUUGACGGAAAUAGCCAAUCAGCAUCUGAUUUAGGGGAGCGCAUUUCUAAAAUGAGACAAGAAAGGUUGGUGAAAUCCUCUGAAGGUGCUUCUGAGGUUUUAGCUUGGGUAAACAGGAGCAGAAAGCUUGAAGAUAAAAGGACUGAAAAGGAGAAAGCAUUGCAGCUUUCUAAAGUUUUUGAGGAGCAGGACAACAUGAACGAUGGAGACAGUGAUGACGAGGCAGCAACUCAAGCCGUAACAGAAAGUUUAGGGGGGGUCAAAGUUCUUCAUGGGCUUGAAAAAGUUCUUGAAGGCGGAGCUAUCGUUUUGACGCUCAAAGAUCAAAGCAUACUUGCUGAUGGGGAUGUUAAUCAAGAGGUCGAUAUGCUUGAAAAUGUGGAGAUUGGAGAGCAGAAGCGAAGAAAUGAAGCUUAUGGGGCUGCAAAGAAGAAAACCGGUGUUUAUGUCGACAAGUUUAGUGAUGAACCUGGUACUGAAAAAAAGAUGCUUCCACAAUAUGAUGAUCCAGUUGCUGACGAGGGUUUAACUCUUGAUUCAACUGGACGUUUCACUGGUGAAGCUGAAAGAAAAUUGGAAGAGCUUAGGAAAAGAAUUCAGGGAGUACCAGCAAGCACGUAUGGUGAAGAUCUCAAUUCAACUUUGAAGAUAUCAACAGAUUAUUAUACUCAAGAAGAAAUGACAAAGUUUAAAAAGCCAAAGAAAAAGAAGUCUUUGAGGAAGAGGGAGAAGCUGGACAUAGAUGCCCUUGAAGCAGAGGCUGUAACAGCUGGAUUGGGUGCUGGGGAUCUUGGUUCACGAAAUGAUGGGAGAAAGCAAAAUCUUAAGAAGGAACAAGAGAGGGUUGAUGCUGAGAUGAGAAGCAAUGCCUUCCAGUCAGCAUAUGCUAAAGCAGAAGAGGCAUCUAAAGCACUUCGGCCUGGGAAAGUAAAUAUCAUGCGCACAGAAGAUGACGACACUGUUUUUGGUGAUGAUGAUGAUGAGCUCCGGAAAUCCUUGGAGAGGGCAAGAAAAAUAGCCUUCAAAAAACAAGAUGAGAAAGAAAAACCGGGCCCUCAGAUGAUAACCCUUCUUGCUUCUUCCACUGCCAAUGAUUCAACUGCUGAAAAUCCGAAUUUGAGUUCUGUAGAUCAAUCAGAGAACAAGGUUGUCUUCACGGAGAUGGAAGAAUUUGUCUGGGGUCUGCAGCUUGAUGAAGAGGAGAAAAAUCCUGAGAAUGAAGGUGUCUGCAUGGAGGAAGAUUUGGCACCAAGCACAUCUGAUCAUGAAAUGACGGAAGUAGAUGGUGGCUGGUCGGAGGUAAAAGAAGCAGUGGAAGAAGUGGCUCCUCUGAAGGAGGAAGAAGAGGAAGUUGUUCCAGAUGAGACAAUUCAUGAAACUUCUGUUGGAAAGGGUCUAGCUAAUGCUCUCAAACUACUGAAAGAUCGUGGCUCACUCAAGGAAACCACUGAAUGGGGUGGUCGAAACAUGGAUAAGAAAAAAAGCAAACUUGUUGGCAUUAACGACAAUGAUGGAGGAAAGGAAAUACGAAUUGAGAGGACAGAUGAGUUUGGAAGAAUUUUGACACCAAAGGAAUCCUUCCGGCUGCUUUCACACAAGUUCCACGGGAAGGGACCUGGAAAAAUGAAACAAGAGAAGCGCAUGCGGCAGUAUCAGGAGGAGUUGAAGGUGAAGCAGAUGAAAAACUCAGAUACACCAUCAUCUUCAGUUUCGAGAAUGAAGGAAGCUCAAGAGAAACUACAAACACCGUACCUUGUUUUAAGUGGGAAUGUCAAACCAGGGCAAACUAGUGAUCCGAGAAGUGGGUUUGCUACCGUAGAGAAGAGUCUUACUGGAGGAUUGACUCCCAUGCUUGGUGAUAAAAAGGUUGAGCACUUCCUAAAUAUCAAGCGCAUGCCCGACCCUGGGGAAAGUGGUGCUUCUUCUUCAAAGAAGCCGAAAACUUGAGAAUGAGGGCAUUUUCGUAUAUGUUGGUGUAUCGCAUAAAUCAGAAUGGCAUCAUAUAGAUUCUGUUGCCUGCUUUUCUUUUCUUUUCUGGGGCAGAGUAAUAUUUUCUUUUUAUUUCUUUUUCAUUUUACCUAACAACAAUUUGUACUUCGUAAAUUGGAUUAGCAUGUUCUAAUGAUGCUCUUAUCUUUGUUUAUUAAGAAAUAUUGUGUAUUAGACCCUUCUAAUCUACCAUAAACAUAGUGUAAAACAAGCUAUUAUGAUUAGUUAAAUACUUUAUUAUAUA
This is a messenger RNA of Erythranthe guttata (spotted monkey flower), 3209 nucleotides long. It is a transcript of the gene DOT2, whose product is annotated as SART-1 family. The record is from RefSeq and is a predicted model, not a curated record. Gene Ontology annotation, cellular component: U4/U6 x U5 tri-snRNP complex. NCBI's taxonomy places the organism in Eukaryota, Viridiplantae, Streptophyta, Magnoliopsida, Lamiales, Phrymaceae. Gene Ontology annotation, biological process: maturation of 5S rRNA; mRNA cis splicing, via spliceosome.